Cyclocybe aegerita is the source of this 972-nucleotide messenger RNA. The record is from the annotation of a GenBank genome assembly. Lineage: Eukaryota; Fungi; Basidiomycota; Agaricomycetes; Agaricales; Hemipholiotaceae.
AUGAUUCAGAUGAACAUCUCUUCUUCAACCGCCGUCACACAAGCGAUGGAUAGACUCCGUUGGUUCUUCGCCCUUCGCGACUCGAGAGACGAUGUAUCAGGCAAAGACAGAGACACCUUGGAGUUCGAACGAAUGUUGCGACAGAGAGCUUCGCCACUCUUUCGCUUUAUUUGGCGAUGCGAACAAUGGGGCAGGCAGAUUUCCACUAUCGGAUUCAACCUGUGGAAGGUUCUGUGGCAUGCUACCAUCGGACGCUGGGUAUAUGUAAAAAACGGACGCUUUGCAAUGGAAGCGGAAAUCAUGCGCUUUGUUUCUUCCCAUACAUCCAUUCCCCUUCCUCGCGUCUGGGCGAAUAUAUCCUACAAGGACCGCCACUAUAUUCUUAUGGCCAGAGUCAAUGGCAUGGUUCUUGAAGAGGCCUGGGACCAGUUACCGUUCGACACCAAAGCCAUUGUCGCAGAGCAACUCGCCAAUUACAUCAGUCAGCUCCGUGCCAUACCCCCUCCCCCUGAUGUGCGAGCGAUCUGUUCCUUGGGUGGGGGACCCGUGCAAUGCCACCGGCUGCACGAUGACGGAGUAGCAGGUCCUUUUCGUGACGAAGACCAUAUGAACUUCCAAUUACGCCACUGCCGCCCCAUGGACGCCUAUCCUGCUUUCGUUCAAUCUGCGCACUCCAAGAGCCAUCCUCUGGUCUUCACUCACAACGACCUCUUUCCGAGAAAUAUCAUGAUCGACCAGACCACUGGCCAAGUCCUCGCAGUCCUCGAUUGGGAGAGCGCUGGAUGGUUCCCCUCACACUGGGAAUACUGCAAAUCUCGGAAUUGGGGUAUUUGGAAGCCAUACCAGCAGGAGUGGAUGAACGAAUGGGUGCCGAAGGUAAUCCCGGUUUACGAGGAGGAAGCGAAAGCGGACAGAUUCCUCAUGUACGAAUCGGGGCUUUCAAGCCUAAAUCCGAUUCGACAUGCUCCAUAG